AUGGUUGAACUCAAUGCCCUUGUUCAACGAUAUUUGGCAAAGAGUGCCGCAGAGGGCGCCAUGAAGGGCACCUCCCUAGGUCAAGGGCGAUGGGUCUUACUGACCUACAUCGUAGCUAAUUCGCCCUUACAAGGCUCUAAACAAUGUGACUUGCGCGAGGAGGAUCGUCUCGUCAUAUGGGAUUACCAUGUGAUAUUUCUUUACUCCUGGGAUAAUAAAACCUGCCUUGUGUAUGACUUGGACUCUGAGUUGCCAUUCCCAACAUUUUUCCACAAAUAUGUUACUGAGACAUUUAGAACAGACCAAGUUCUGAAGUCAGACUUUCACAGAUUGCCACCACCACCAUACCCAGCAAUAUGUACACCAACAUCAACUCACAAUCUAGAUGAGUACAUCAACAUGGACCUAGGUGUUGGCCCUGGUCAGGUAUUUAACUUGACAGACUUUGUUCAGCGGUUCUACAAGAUAAACAAGUAGUACAAAUAUGGUACUGGUAGAUAGUCAAAUGUUAUUUUAGAAUUAGUUCCAUGGCCCUAUUGGUUUGUGUUUUAUGUUGAUUAUGUUUUAAUAAUCUUGUUUUUUUUGUUAUCCCCAAAUAUUCAUUUAUUGCCCCAAAUAAUUACUAUUACUAAAAAACAGGAAUUGUGGUGCCAUACUGGUGACAGUUUUAUGCCAAUGUUAAUGAUAUGUAAUUUUCUUUAAUAUUAUGAUAGUAGAAAUUAUUCUAAGUUAAAGUGAAAAUUGGUGAUGCUUUAUAGAUUGGUUAAAAGUGAAUUAUCAAACAAUACAUAAAGAGUGAAGUUAACAUUUUGAAAGCACAAUACAUUAACAAAUUCUCCUCACAAACACAAAGAAAUGAUAUAUAAUGCACAAAAGUUACAUAGUAUCAAAUCAAACAGUAUCACUAAAUUUUAAAUAUAUAAAAAAGAAAUAUUUUUAUGUAGGUUUAUCUGAAUAAAUAUUGAAAUGAUUCAUUAUUGUAGUGUUUACAGUUAUAUUUACAUAAUAUAUUAUAAAUAAGCAGUUAUAAAUCAGAAGCCUACAUGAAAAUAUAUAAUUCUAAAAUAAUUUGAAUAAUGAUAAUAUUGAAUAUGGCAAGUUAUAUAAUAAUUCAGGGCACUUCUAUUCCCUUUAAAAAUUAGCUGAUUUUGAUAUAGAUAGUUAAAUUAUUCAGCAUAGAUUAUAUAUUUAACCAAGAGGCUAGUGCUUAAAAGUUUCAAUUUUAUAUGAAUAAUAAUAUUAAUGAGUGAAUAGUGUUUUGGAUGUUCUGCUGUUUUCUUUCUAAUUGUCGUUGUUGUGAAAGAUUAUAAUUACGUAUUACGUAGAUCAUAUAUUUAUUCUCAUUUUGACUGAGGUAAUCCUUGUUUACGGAUUGUGUGUUACCUUGAGUGAUAUAUUAAAGUUUAAGUAACUUUAUAGUAGUGUAUAUGGUCGCAGGUAGCUUUUGUAUGUUGUUAAACUAUUUAAUAAUUUUGUAACAACUUUUA
Messenger RNA from Trichoplusia ni (cabbage looper), 1487 nucleotides. RefSeq names its product protein N-terminal glutamine amidohydrolase-like. Gene Ontology annotation, cellular component: nucleus; cytosol. The record is from RefSeq and is a predicted model, not a curated record. The coding region runs from base 1 to 477 and encodes 158 amino acids. The transcript has 5 exons. Gene Ontology annotation, molecular function: protein-N-terminal asparagine amidohydrolase activity; protein-N-terminal glutamine amidohydrolase activity. NCBI's taxonomy places the organism in Eukaryota, Metazoa, Arthropoda, Insecta, Lepidoptera, Noctuidae.